AUGAAGACUGCCAUUGCGUCGAUCCUUGUGCUGGCUUCGGCUGUCCUUGCGGGCCCUGAUUUGUCCGUAAACACUGGGCGUUCUAUCGGAAAUCUAAUCACAGGCAAUUCGCUACAGCUUGGAAAGAGACAGAGUUCCGUGAAGGAUUCACUUACAGGCAACAAUACCGAUCCGGGUAUCGGCUACUUCGAGCAGCCAAUAGAUCACAACAACCCCAGCCUUGGAACAUUCAAGAUACGAUAUCUUUGGAGUAAUGAGCAUUGGAAAGGCCCAGGUUCUCCAAUCGUCGUCUUCACCCCUGGCCAGGCCAAUAUAUCCAGCUACUAUGCCAUUUUCGACAAGUUCAACGAGACCUUGAUGUACCAAAACACCGCCCAGCUAGCCUACGAAGUCGGUGCCGCUUUGGUGCUUGUUGAGAAUCGAUACUAUGGCGAGUCUUCGCCGUACGAGGAGUUGACUACUGCAAACCUACAGUACUUGAAUCAAGACCAAGUCAUGCACGACUUGGUCAACUUCGCCAAAAACGCCAAGUUACCAUUCAGUCCUAACAGCACCGCUUCCAACGUCCCCUGGAUUCUUACUGGCGGCUCAUACUCCGGUGCUGUGGCUACCUAUGUUGCUGACAAGCUCCCUGGUACCUACUGGGCUUACUACACCUCCAGUGCUGUGGUGCAGUCUCAGGAUGAGUUUUGGAAAGCAAACUUGGCUUUCCAGAAGUAUGGGCCGAAGAAUUGCACAAAAGACGUUGCGGCCGUUGUCGGUCACAUUGACCAAGUCUUCUCACGUGGCAUCGAGAGCGAAAAAGUCGCCAUCAAAACCAUGUUUGGCAUGAAAAACCUCACACACGACUAUGACUUUCUCCAGGUCCUUGCCGGUGAUCCAGCAUUGUGGGCUGGCCAGAAAUUGUACUAUAGAACAGAAGCAGAAAACCGGGACUUCAAUGACAUAUACAAAUGGUGUGAUGCCAUCGAAGGUGCUUGGGAUACAGUCACACAAAAUUACACCAACGCUACCCUUCCUGGUGCUGAAGGUGUAGGCAUGCAGAAAGCGCUCAAAAACUGGGCAGGCUGGUGGACAAAUGUCUUGCUCCCCACUUACUGCUUGGAUAGAUUUGGAAGUUAUUACCCUGGACUUUACGAGGAGAACAGUACCUACUGUCUCGAGUCGGUCGACCCUAAUGAUCCGUUUUUCACCGACUUGAGGGUUCGAAAUCCCUGGGUUCGACAAUCUUGGUGGAUGCAAUGUAACGAGGCUGCGUAUACAUGGGCGGGUGCACCCAAAGGAGUCCCCACCGUCGCCAGCAGUCUGCUCACAGUUGCUGAAUUCACCAGAAUAUGCAAGAAAUUGUUUCCCACAGGGCCCAAAGGGGAGAAGGUUGGCAGGCGCACGCAAGACCAGUACAACGCCCACUUUGGCGGGUGGAACAUCAAAGGCACCAAGCGACUGCUUCAUGUUAAUGGCGAAAUGGACUACUGGUUACCGGCUACUUUUGCGGCUCCCCAACGACCCGGCGGUCCUCUACAGAGCACACCUGAAGUUCCUACGUGGGUCAUUCCGGGCGGGCUGCAUUGUACUGAUUUCAACAUGUGGGAUGAAGGUCGUUACAAUAAAGAUGUUUUAAGGGUAACUGGUGAGGUUCGUGCUCAGCUCAGGAAGUGGAUAUCUGAAUGGCCGGGUUACCACGGGAAGAUACCAUCGAUAUAGCUUUCCGUGACGUACAAUGGAACGGGGCUUUAGGCGUCAUUGUAUGGAUAUGGAGAUUGUGUUGCACGAAUAUGCAUAGUAGCUGGUAGCAUCACAGAUCAAGACCCUUGUAUGGAUAAAA
Messenger RNA from Pyrenophora tritici-repentis Pt-1C-BFP, 1825 nucleotides. RefSeq names its product serine carboxypeptidase. The record is from RefSeq and is a predicted model, not a curated record. Gene Ontology annotation, biological process: proteolysis. Gene Ontology annotation, molecular function: dipeptidyl-peptidase activity; serine-type exopeptidase activity. NCBI's taxonomy places the organism in Eukaryota, Fungi, Ascomycota, Dothideomycetes, Pleosporales, Pleosporaceae.